UUUUAUUUUUAAGAAAUGUUAUUGUCUUCAAAUAAUGUAAAGUGCUUAUUGUCCUCGGAAUUUGUUAUGACGAAAGUGCUACAGUGCUAGUGAAAUGUUAGCUUGCAUCAUUUUCUCACGCUUUUCUAUUUAGCAGGCCCUGUUUGUCCGAUUAUAUUUUAGGAAUUAAUCCAAAUAUUGCCACGUUUGCGCUCCAUGUGAUGUUUGCCCACUGUCUUCUUCAUCCUCCCCAUCCUCUUCCUCUUCUCGCCUUUCGGGUUCUCCAGGCGCUCUUGCAGGUUUCUACCUGCCUCAAACAGAAUUUCGUAAUAGUUUCGACUCCUACACAGCUGUCUAGUUGUAUUCCUUACAUACCCGAGACUUUUAUCUGCACCACCUCCAUAAUUUAAAGUUUUAAAGUAAAACAAUGGUAUUGACAGACAUUUUGUACAGUGAAGUCCUCCAUUUUGUGUCAUAGUCCGUCCAUCUCAGGGCUAGGAAGGGCCCUUCAGAAUCAGUAGUGGGGUCCAAUUCAUCACAGGUCAUUUUAGUACAUAAUUCCUUCAAUCAGAUUUCAAAUGCAGGGUUCGCAACACAAACGACCCAAAACUGAAUGAAAUUUUAUUUAUUUUUUUCAAAAGUGAAAAGGUCAAAUAAAGUCAUGUGGGCAGAGUUUAUGACACUUUGAUCAUUUUGUGGCGGUUCAUCAUGAAAAUAAAUAAAUAGUAGUGACGUCACAAUCUAAACGCUUGUAAAUCUUACUAAGUAACUCUGUAGCCAUCUCGUAACAUGACCACUCAGCUUCUUACCGAUACUUUCAUCGAAAGUGGGAUAUAGAUGACAUCACGCCGAGCCGGUGCCCCUCUAGGCUAUUAAAUGUGUCUUUUGUGCUGCUUUAAUUUACUCAGCCGUACUUCUGAAUGCGUUUGUAAAUGCUUGGUGUUGUGUCUUUCCUUUUGUGCCUUGCAUUAUCUUUUUGCAUUUUAUUGCAGGGUAGAUACCGUCGGCAAAAACGAAGCUUUUGAGAACCUGACCCCCGCAGUAAAUAGGGGGCGGGACAUGAACGAUAGACAACAUACAAGUGUUUAUUUUAGUAACGGUAGUCCUUGUUGGAUUUGUUUACGCCCCUUGAAUGGAUUAUGAAUUUCCAGGUUGGCCAGAUGUGCGUUCAAGGAGUGUCAGGAGGGAAGUAUUGGAGCUAUUCAUUUCUGACACUUGCUGAUUAAGAAUAAGAAUGGAGAUGAAAUAUCAAGAGUCCCGUUUUAUUCCCCCAAAAAUAUGGCAUUCCAUUGUUAGUAUAAAAUAGCAAACAUUUGUCCCAACAAACUUCCUGUGUACUGUGAAGGCACCCAGGAAGCUUUACUCUAGCAAACAACCUUUCAAUUAUUAACUGUCCAGCGCUCUCAUUCCACCGUCGUAACCAUAGCCCCCGCUGCACUCAAAACAGUCCUAUGGGAAAAAGUCUCAAAGUGGACCAAGCAGCUCGCAUACCAUCGAGACUUGGAGCUGCUGAUCUCAGGGAUGAAUCCAAAUGGGAUCGGCUGAGCUUGGAAUAUCUUCUUCCAAAACAUUUUUCCGUUUUGUGUGGUCUUCCUGCGGAUUUGCUGCCCCUAAGACAAUAAGGUUGUCAUUGAAUUUCCACUUGGGUGGGCGUCUUGGUCAUGAAUGCGACCCAGCGGAUCAAACUAAUGAAGCACUUUGGUUCGGUGCCGCCCGAGCCCUCGCCACCUCUGCUGGUGGUGCCUGUAAGUUGGUACUGUUGGUACAUGUUUUUUUUUGUGGGCCACAGAACAAAAUUUGCAUGCAGGGAAAAAAACGUGACUAGAUCCAUCUAUCUGUAUCUAUCCAUCAUCAAUAAAUUGAUGAGUUGGAUGACAGUGGGACUCAGCUGUGUGUUUUGUUUUGGUGUCAGAGCGACUUAAAAUUUAACUAUAUUGUCUUUAGUUUGACCCGGUGCUCAUUCCAGGGGUAGUUCAGUGUUUAAUGGAGUGUAUGAGAGAGUCAGCGCAUGAGUGGUCAAAGUACGAGUGGGGGAGGAGUGCUUGGUUCUCCAGGUGAGUCCUACCACCUCCUUCCCCAUGCCAGCGCCUGUCACUUCUUUCGCUCGCCACAGUGAAGGAUCAGGUUUCAGAAGCUGCACGAAUGGCGUGCGUGUUGUGUUUGUGUGUGGAAUAUGAUCAGCCCCUCGCGUCUUAGUGCUGUUGGUGUUUUUGGGCUCGGAGAUCCCAGUGGGAAAUGGAAGUGAGGUUCAAAGACCAAGCGAAACCAGGCAUGGAGGAGCUCACGAUAUGGGAGCAGCAUACAAUAACACUAACCAAAGAUUCCAAAUUGGGAUUUGGCUUUGCCCUAUCUGGGGGCAGGGAUAGCGGAGAUACGCCGGUGAUCGUGUCUGACGUGCUGCCAAAUGGACCGGCCAUGGGACGCCUGUUCAACAAAGAUCAGAUCGUCAUGGUCAACGGGGCCUCCAUGGAGAACGUCCACUCCAACUUCACUAUUCACACCCUCAAGACGUGCGGCAGAACGGCUAACAUUACGGUGAAACGUGCUCGCAAGAUCCAGAUCCCUGCUACGACCAGGCCUCGGGCCGCCUCCCACUCCAAUUUGUUGGACCAAGACCCCCCGAGGAGAACGCGACGCUUCUCGGACGGCAGCGACAACAGAGACGGCAGUCGGUACCCCAUACGAGCACGCAGCUCCUCGCCUGACCGCAACCACACGCGAGCUGGCAGCUCCUCGCCGGACCGCAACGGCUACGGAGGUACGCUCCCCUUGAUGUCGUCGGGCUACAAGAGGCUACCGCGCAACGACCUCGAUGAGAAGCCCCUAAGAACGACUCUGGUUAAAAAGAAAAUCUCAGAUGAGUACGGCUUGAAACUGGGCAGUCAGAUCUUCAUCAAGCACAUGACUGAAACGGGCUUGGCAGCAAAGGAAGGCACACUGCAGGAGGGAGACCUGAUCCUGAAGAUCAACGGCAUGACCACAGAGAACCUCUCUCUGCUGGAGACCAAGCACCUGGUGGAGAAGAGCCGCGGGAAGCUGACCAUGACGGUGCUCCGCGACCAUCGCAGGUUCCUGGUCAGCAUCCCGGAGGUGGAGGACAGCGCCCCCAACAGCGAGGAUGAGCGACGACGGCGGCGGCGAAACAGUAGCUCUGAGAUGGAGGAUAUUUCCGACUUGGAUGAUCACUCACCUUCUCAUAGAACAUCUCGUCAUCCUACCAGGGAGAAACGGACACACCGGAGCAGAGCUGAACUUCCUUCUUCGGUGCUCAAGUCAAGAGAUUCUUCCCCCGUGCGCUCCACUUUGACUCGUCAACCCGCAAGAGGCUACGCGUCUCACCGAGCCGCGUCUGACUCGGAGUCGGAACGCAGCGCCUCGCCGCCUCCUGCCCGCACGGACAGUCUGACCCACUCCAGCAAAUACAAAAGCCUUCCUGGUUUGUCCAUGCUGCCCAACCCCAGGUCUUCCCACGCCACACCCAACUGGUCGUCAUCCAGGCCCGGCUCAUCAUCCUCGAGGCCGCACAGGCCCGUGUCAGACUCCGACUCCGACCAUAGCGGCUCAUACCACAGAUAUAAUCCCAGAGUUAUUCCUGCUGAUCUGUCCCUCGCCAGCUCGAGAUCUUCCCCCAUCCUGGUGCGCCAGGAGCCCCCAAGGAGGGUCAACUCUCCAUUGAGAGUCCCGCCCCCAGACUCUGAGUCGGAGUCAGAAGGCAGCUCGGCGCCUCCUCGGAGGCAGAGCGCCAACUACAGUCAGGACUCGUACAGCAGCAGCAGAUACAGACCUUUGCCGGAACAUUCCACGAAGCCGGAAACGAGACGACACAGCGCCUCCGGUAUCCCGGUCGGCGGUGCGCCGCACCGAGCUCCGUCCGAGUCGGAUUCUGAGGACAGUUACACGGCGGUCCCUCGCAGGCACUCGACGAACAGCGAGAAGACAAACGGAGCCAAAAAUCGUGCCAGAAUCACUCCUGAGAUCAAGCCCUCUUCGGUCAAUGUGAAUCCGGCGCCUGUUCGCCGAAUCCCAUUGCCUGUCCAACCGCCUCCUGAUGAUUCCUCCGAUUCGGAUGAACUGUCAGGUCUGCGGAGGUCGGGCAGCUCGGACCGCGGGAAUAGCAGACGCAGCAACAAUGCUCCCGGUGUGACUCCCAAUAGUGGCACGAUGAGAUCCGGGAUCUCCGUGAGGAGCAAUCCACCAGUUAGCUCAGCAGCAGUACGAACCUCAGCCCCCACCAAGCCCGAGGAAGAGCCUAUCUACUCCUUACCCCCAGACUCGUACCCGACAUCCCACCCAGGGUACAGCUCCGACAUGCACACGGUGUCGUUCGUCAAGGAAGCCAGCGUGGGGCUCAGGCUGGUGGGCGGAAAUGACGUGGGCAUCUUUGUGGGGGGGGUCCAGCCCAACAGCCCUGCCUACGAGCGGGGGAUGAAAGAGGGUGACCAGAUCUUGAAGGUUAAUAACACAGACUUUGGACAUUUCACUCGAGAGGAGGCAGCAAAUUUCCUGCUUAAUAUCAAGAGAGGAGAGAAGGUGGAAAUCCGCACUCAGAACAAGAUGGACAUCUAUAAGAAAAUCAUCAAGUCCAACUUGGGGGACAACUUUUACAUCCGUACGCACUAUGACCACGAGACCGAUCACCCCAUCGGGCUGAACUUUAUGCGAGGGGAGGUGUUCCGGGUGGUGGACACCAUGCAUCGCGGCAAGCUGGGCAACUGGCUAGCCAUCCGCAUGGGCAACGAUCUCCACGAACUCGAUAAAGGUACCAUCCCCAACCAAACCAGAGCGCAAGUGCUGGCCAGCCAGGAGCAGGCGCAGAGGGCGAGCGGCGAGAAGCCGGUGUCGGGGCCCAGGGCUGAAUUCUGGAAACUACGGGGCCUCAGAGGGAACAAAAAGAACGAGAAGAGCCCACGACGCUCGCGGGAUGACCUCCUACAGCUCACCAUUCAGGGCAAAUUCCCGGCUUACGAGAGGGUCCUGCUCAGAGAAGCAAAUUUCAAACGCCCCAUCGUCAUUAUGGGUCCUCUUAACGAUAUCGCGAUGGAGAAGCUGGCCAGGGAGUUGCCUGAUGAAUAUGAAGUGGCUGAGAUGGUUCCUCGCAGCGGGGGCAAUGACAGCACCUCAACGGUUAUCAAACUGGACACCGUGAGGAAGAUAGCUGAGAAGGACAAGCACCCCCUGCUGGACAUCACGCCCACAGCUGUGGAGAGGCUCAACUACAUCCAGUACCACCCCAUGGUGAUCUACUUGGACCCGCACAGCCGCAAGGAUGUUAAGGCCAUGAGGCAGCAUUACAGUCCUGACUCCAACAAGAGCUCCAGGCGCCUCUACACGCAGGCGCUCAAGCUCAGGAAGGACUACAGUCAUCUUUUCUCAGCGCGUGUUGACCUGCAGCCCGGCUCCAGUAUUUGGUACCAGGUUCUUAAGGACAAGAUUCGCCACCAACAGUCUAAACCAGUCUGGGUUUCGGAAGUCACGUUGGAGAGCGGUGGGGAACAGGACCUUGAUGCACUGGAUCCGAUACAGUCAGACUACCUCAGCGCCGCCAGUGACCUGGAGGACACAGACGGUGAGCCCUACACGGACGGCGAGGCCUACACGGACAACGAGGAGCCGGAGGAAGCCUACCCGGGUCAGAACGCGGCAAGGAACCCCAGAGUGUCCGGGACCGCCUUGGCUCGCUCGUCCGAGCCCACCUGGGGCAGGCCAGACGAGGAGAUUGACCCUGAGGUUUAUGACGAGGUGUACUCGCCGGGUAGAAAAAUCCCGCCUCUGAUGGACGUGCCGGAACUCUCCACGCUCCGCCGCCAGAGCCGCAGCCCGCCUCUGCAUCAUCCGGACGACAUUACUUCACACCGUAGUUUUUCGGACUCUGACUUCAACCACCUCGACGCGGUCGGACCCACUACUCCGUCGGACGGACCCCCGGAUUUUAUCGCCCCCGACCCGCCCACGCGCUACUCUGUCAGCGAUCAAUCGUAUGGGGACGAGCCAGAGAGCCCUCAGCAAGCCAGCCUGGCUGAUAUUGAGAAGAAAAUACAGCAGGCCCGACAGGCAGAGCCACAGACACAAGCGGACGAAAAGAAGGCCCUUCAGUUCAUCGUAGUGGCACAUCACCAAGCGGUACAAGUCAGACGCACGCAGAUCCGAGGAGGUAUCAACAGCUCUGAUGAAGAUGACGACGAUGAGAUGGAGGACAUUGAAUGGGGUCCAGCGACAGAACUGUAGACAAGCCGUGUGUCCGACAUUCCGGUCUUAACGAACAAAGACACUCCAAGACACUUUUUGUUAGUUAUCCCCAAUCGAACAAAUUUUACCAUACAUACUUGAUUCACUUUAAAAGUGCCAUGUAACGCAUUUAAAAUAAAACAUUGGUCUUAACUGAAUGUUGUAUGAAAGAAUAAAGGCUUUUUCUAUGGACCAGGAGCUACACACAUAUAAAACCUCAAGGAACUGUUAUGGCCAAAAAGAACAAGAAAAAGGAAAUCUUUUCACUGUAAAUGCCCCCAAUAUAUACUAAUCAUUUGUUUAAUGGUAGUUAUCAUAAAUUGGGCAUAUAUAUAUGUAUCUAAUGUUGUGGCCAAGAAGGAUAUAACUAGUUUAUCACCAUAAGACUGAACUUUCCAGUGACACACACUGUAUGUGCUCAUAAUACUCUUUGACAUAGAGGGGGUUUGUUAUUCCACAUUUUACCUUGUAUUUUUAUUCUUGUAUGUUUUUUUAUUUUGGAAUAAAUGUUUUUCAAAUUUU
This is a messenger RNA of Syngnathus typhle (broad-nosed pipefish), 6726 nucleotides long. RefSeq names its product tight junction protein 3 (gene tjp3). The transcript has 28 exons. Gene Ontology annotation, molecular function: cell adhesion molecule binding. The record is from RefSeq and is a predicted model, not a curated record. The coding region runs from base 2215 to 6204 and encodes 1329 amino acids. Gene Ontology annotation, biological process: cell-cell adhesion; establishment of endothelial intestinal barrier; protein localization to cell-cell junction. Gene Ontology annotation, cellular component: plasma membrane; bicellular tight junction. NCBI's taxonomy places the organism in Eukaryota, Metazoa, Chordata, Actinopteri, Syngnathiformes, Syngnathidae.